GUCAUCCAAGCCCUGACCGCGGCCAACUUGACUUCCCUCGCCGAUGCCGCCCAGUCUGUCGCUAAUACUACUGAAGGAGCGGCCCUUUUGGGGCAGUUGCAGGGGAGUAACAAGACUUUGCUCGCCCCCAACAACGAGGCCUUUGCCGCCGUACCCGCCGACGUCUCCUCCAACACCACCCUCCUAGCCAAUAUCCUCUCCCUCCAUAUCCUCAACGCCUCGGUCCCCCCCGCUGAUGUGGCCGAAGGACCGGCGCAUACGAUCGUCAGGAGCUUGUACAACAACAUGAUGCUCAACGGAAACCUCACUGUUCCUGUCGUCCUCUACCGAGGUAACGAAACUGCCGAAGGCAACUCUACCGGACCUGGGGUGAUCGUCCAGCAAGCCGGAGGGAACGUUAAUACCACGGCAAACGCUACCGCUGCCAACUUCCAGAUUUACAUUAUCGACGAGGUCCUCUCCCUCCCCCCCACCUUGGGUGAGGCCGCGGGGGAGUUGUUGCCCAGUCUCGCUGGUCUGGUUGAACAGGCCGGACUCUUGGAUCCCCUCGAGCAGGCUAUGGGGUUGACCGUCUUUGCCCCUUCGAACGACGCGAUCGCUGGGCUUGCUGAUACGCUCGCCACGCUGAACGCGACUCAGGUUCAGGGCGUCUUGGCCAACCACGUCAUCAACGGGACCACUGUCUUCUCCACCCAACUCUCCGAGUCCGGGCCCUUCAUCUCUGCCGGAGGACAAGAGUUCAUGUUCACGACCAACGACACGGGCGCGUACGUCAUGUCCGGAAACGCUUCGGCCAGGAUCAUCAUGUCGGACGUGGUCAUCCAGAACGGGGUCGUCCACGUCAUCGACGGCGUCCUCGUCAACGCCGCUUCUGACCCCCAGGCGGCAGAGUCUGCGGCUAGCAGUUAUGCGGAACAGGCUACGCAGACCACGUCGAUGCAGCCGACUGGCGGGGUUAUCGGAGGAUCG
Messenger RNA from Filobasidium floriforme, 969 nucleotides. RefSeq names its product FAS1 domain-containing protein. Gene Ontology annotation, biological process: macroautophagy. Gene Ontology annotation, cellular component: fungal-type vacuole membrane. The annotation marks the transcript as partial. The transcript is spliced from 3 exons. NCBI's taxonomy places the organism in Eukaryota, Fungi, Basidiomycota, Tremellomycetes, Filobasidiales, Filobasidiaceae. The record is from RefSeq and is a predicted model, not a curated record.